AAGAUUUGAACAUCCUGUGACUUUCUCUGAAACCGGUUAUUUUUGCACGAAAUUUCUUCCUCAUCGACGACAACAAACCAACAGAUGAUAUCUACAAGAUGACUGCUGAAACAGAAGGUUCAAGUGAACCGGUUAUUUUAGCCACAGCAGGAUACGAUCAUGCGAUUAAGUUCUGGCAAGCACACAGUGGAAUAUGCCACCGCACUGUACAGCAUCCAGACUCUCAAGUCAAUGCAAUGCAGAUCACACCUGAUAGACAGUUGUUAGCUGCUGCAGGAUAUCAACACAUACGCAUGUAUGAUAUCAAUUCAAGCAAUCCUAGUGCUGUUGUGAAUUAUGAUGGUGUAUCUAAGAAUGUGACUGCUGUGGGAUUUCAUGAGGAUGGUAAAUGGAUGUUCACUGGUGGGGAGGACUGUUCAGCCAGAAUAUGGGACUUGAGGUCUCAUAAUUUACAGUGUCAAAGAGUGUUUCAAGUGAAUGCUCCAGUAAACUGUGUUUGCCUUCAUCCAAAUCAGGGUGAGCUUAUUGUUGGUGAUCAAAGUGGUGCAAUUCACAUGUGGGAUCUUAAAACAGAUCACAAUGAGCAGUUGAUUCCAGAACCAGAUGCCUCCAUCUUGUCUAUCAGCAUUGAUAGAGAAGCUUCUUACAUGGCAGCUGUCAAUAAUCAGGGUAACUGCUAUGUUUGGAGCUUAACUGGAGGUACAAAAGAUGACCCAACCAUGCUUCACCCCAGGACAAAAAUUCCUAAGGCACAUAAAAGAGCAGCUUUAAAGUGCCUUUUUAGUCCAGACUCAUGCUUUCUAGCCACAACAUCUGCAGACACAACAGUCAAUAUUUGGCAGACUGCAGAUUUCUCCCUUAAAAAAACUCUGAAAGAAACUAAUCAAAGAUGGGUUUGGGAUUGUGCCUUCUCUGAGGAUUCACAGUACCUUAUCACAGCAUCCUCUGAUAACAUGGCUCGGCUGUGGAAUCUUGAUCAGGGGGAGGUGGUUCGAGAGUACAGUGGACAUCAGAAGGCUGUGGUUGCUCUUGCAUUUAGAGAUGCCCAUGCUGUUUGACAAUCAAUUAAAUAGAGAAAAAAAAUUUUAUGUAAAAUAGAGAAAAAAUUUUGUCAUGCAUUUUGUUCUCCUUUUAGUCAAAAUGGAGUCCCUUAAGGCCACAGGGUGAAUUGGGGCCAGGUUUUGAUAUGUAUACCUAUUUGUUCAUGCCAUACUAAGCUUCCCUUUGCUAAUUACUUUAACUUUACAUCAUUUACUUGUAUUACUUUCUGUCAAAUCAAGUCUUGAAAGAAGUUUAAUAAAAUGUUUUUAUUUUG
Messenger RNA from Pocillopora verrucosa, 1315 nucleotides. RefSeq names its product target of rapamycin complex subunit lst8-like. NCBI's taxonomy places the organism in Eukaryota, Metazoa, Cnidaria, Anthozoa, Scleractinia, Pocilloporidae. Gene Ontology annotation, biological process: regulation of actin cytoskeleton organization; TOR signaling. Gene Ontology annotation, cellular component: TORC1 complex; TORC2 complex. Gene Ontology annotation, molecular function: protein binding. The record is from RefSeq and is a predicted model, not a curated record.